Messenger RNA from Kogia breviceps (pygmy sperm whale), 465 nucleotides. The record is from RefSeq and is a predicted model, not a curated record. NCBI's taxonomy places the organism in Eukaryota, Metazoa, Chordata, Mammalia, Artiodactyla, Physeteridae.
AGGGGAAGAAGUUGGUGUUUCGCCAGGCCCUGGUACUGAGGAUGCGGUGCGGGUGACCCCUGGCCUCUUCCUACCCACCCCUCCGCCCGCCUGUUCGCCCGCUCCUCUGGCAGGAUGAGGCGUGCAGGCCUGGGUGAAGGAGUAUCUCCGGGCAACUAUGGGAACUAUGGCUAUGCUAAUAGUGGGCAUAGGGCCUGUGAAGAAGAAAAUGAGAGACUCACGGAAAGUCCGAGAAACAAAGUAACUGCUAUAAAAUCUCUUUCCAUUGAAAUAGGCCAUGAAGUUAAACAUCAAAAUAAAUUAUUAGCUGAAAUGGAUUCACAGUUUGAUUUUACAACUGGAUUUCUAGGUAAAACCAUGGGGAAACUGAAGAUUUUAUCCAGAGGGAGCCAAACAAAGCUGCUGUGCUAUAUGAUGCUGUUUUCAUUGUCAUUUUUGUCAUUUAUUGGAUUAUUAAACUGAGGU